Suillus fuscotomentosus is the source of this 1184-nucleotide messenger RNA. RefSeq names its product histone-fold-containing protein. Gene Ontology annotation, cellular component: CHRAC; epsilon DNA polymerase complex. The record is from RefSeq and is a predicted model, not a curated record. NCBI's taxonomy places the organism in Eukaryota, Fungi, Basidiomycota, Agaricomycetes, Boletales, Suillaceae. The coding region runs from base 151 to 909 and encodes 252 amino acids. Gene Ontology annotation, biological process: leading strand elongation; DNA damage response; heterochromatin formation. Gene Ontology annotation, molecular function: chromatin DNA binding; protein heterodimerization activity. The transcript is spliced from 6 exons.
UCACGGUCGAACGCCAGUUUGGACUCAUCGCGGUUGCAGACCAAGUUGUAUUGGCACUGCACGUACGUCAUACAAGUUGCCAUACAAGGACCCCUACUACCGCAAACGCUUUCACAACACCAACCACACGACCGUCGCUAAUACGAAGCAAUGCCGCGUAAAGAUGCUGGCAGUGGACCAAUUUCUGCUCAGGCUCAGCAAGAUCUAGUCUCAGAGGGUAUCGAAAACUUUGAGCUUCCUAAGAGUCUUGUCACGAAGAUAGCAAAGUCAGCAAUGCCAGACAAUGCUAAAUUACAAAAAGAGACUGUAUUGUCUUUGGUGAAGGGUUCGACGGUAUUCAUCAACUACCUUGUGGCGACAGCUCACGACGUGGCUAUGUCCAAACAGCACAAAAGCAUCUCCGCGUCCGAUGUCCUCAAAGCUCUGGAGAUGAUCGAGUUUGGAGAUCUCGUCGAGAAUCUACAGAAUGAGCUUCAAAUUUAUAGAGACAACACGAAAGGAGACAAGAGUCGUAAAUCCGGAACGGCAAGUUCCUCGCACAAGGGCAAGGCCAGAGAAAGUGAAACUGCAUCAGUCGUCUCAAAAUCAAAAGGAAAGGACAAGGCGACGAAUCUGCCACCGCCAUUCACGUUUGCCCCGCGAGCAGCAGUAGCAUCUUCCGCGUCCCAAUCAGACAUGCAUAGCGCUAGGGUCGAACAGGAAGUUGAUGAUGAAAUGGGCGAGCCAGGCGAAGGGGAAGGGGAAGGGGAAGGAGAAGGAGAAGAAGAAGAGCUUGAGGAGGAUGAGGAAGAAGUGGAGGAAGAAGUGGAAGAUGACACACCGGUUGAUAUGAUGGCUGUCGAAGAUGAGGAACAGAAAAAAGAUGCCUCAGGGUUGGAAGAACCUAAGGCUUUGCCAGCCGAGGACUGAUCUUCAUUCGGAAGCUGGUGUGUACGAUAUCAUCAAAUUGAUCCUGCGUUCCGUAGCCUUGAGCCAGUUUGAACGAGUGCGGUGCAAUGUACUUCUCACCAUGUAAGUCGCUGAUUAGAUGAUGCAAGACGCAAUACCAAGGCAUUGAAGUGUACUCAGAUGUGUCGGUGAAUGGAGCUAUGGGUCUGGUCAUACGAUAUGUCAGUCUGCUUCGACUUGCGAUUUUUGAGUAUUUUAAUCUUUCUCCACUAGUUUUAUUCGUAACUGACAAAGAC